AUGGCAGACCCUUUCGAGGUCCGCAUGAGGUUCUCUGGCCAGCUGCAGCACCUCAACGCCAGCGUCAUGUCGGCACAGAAGGCUGCUCAGUAUGCGCUCAAGAACAAGGACAUGAGUGAGGACUUGCAUUCGUGUAUUUUGGAGCAGCUCGAGAAGAAUAACUCGAUGAACACGCGCGCCAACAUCAUGUACUUCAUUGAGCACUUGCUCGAGCUUGCUUGUAAGGAGAACAAAUCCAACGUCUAUGUACGCAUGAUGCAGCGUGAUAUAAUAAGAGUUGUCGAUGCUGUGUGCCCUGAAGAUGGCUCUGGUGCUGCCAACGUCAAGGUGGUUCGGAAAGUUCUGCAAGGUCUAAACACGAUGGGGGUUUUGAGUGACCAGACCAUAGUCGAGAUCAACGAAUGCCUCAAAGACCGCAACGUUUCCCACGGCGAUUUUACUCUCGAGUCUCCAGCCCUCAAGGCAGCGACCCCUUCCUUGAACGCCGAAGUCAACGGGGCCACCCUGGGCCAAAGCCGCAAUCGAAACAGUACGAGUGCUACUGCUGCGCCUCCUCGUCUCGAGAAGCGUCAAAUCGAGCAGAGGAUCGAGGAGGAUCGCGAGCGUCACAAAAAACGUCGCGAAAACAUCUGGGCUGUACCACGCGAUCCGCAGGUUGAGAUGUGGAAGUUCUUUGACGACACCAGCGAUCUGGGCGAGGAUGACCAUAUUCUGGGCCGUGAGGAGCGGGCAGAGUGCAGGAAGGUGUUCAACGAGAACCUCUGCUCCCACAUGAAGAGCCCAAGGAAGGAGGCUACCAAUGGCCAUUCUGCUCAUUAG
Pseudomassariella vexata is the source of this 819-nucleotide messenger RNA. Its product is annotated as CTD kinase subunit gamma CTK3-domain-containing protein. Lineage: Eukaryota; Fungi; Ascomycota; Sordariomycetes; Amphisphaeriales; Pseudomassariaceae. Gene Ontology annotation, biological process: positive regulation of DNA-templated transcription, elongation; positive regulation of transcription by RNA polymerase I. The record is from RefSeq and is a predicted model, not a curated record. Gene Ontology annotation, cellular component: CTDK-1 complex. The transcript is spliced from 3 exons. Bases 1 to 819 code for a protein of 272 amino acids.